GUUGCGGUCGGGCCGCGGCGCCGCGGCGCUUUGUGCGAGGACGGUGGACGCGGGCGGCCGGCCCGCCGCGGACGGCCGGAGGAAGAUGGAGGCUCCGCCGGACGGCGCCGCCGACCUCGUGCCGCUGGACCGCUACGACUCGGCGCGGGCCAAGAUCGCCGCCAACCUGCAGUGGAUCUGCGCCAAGGCCUACGGCCGAGAUAACAUCCCUGAGGAUCUCAGAGACCCUUUCUACAUUGACCAGUAUGAGCAGGAGCACAUUAAACCACCCGUCAUCAGGCUUCUCCUGUCCAGUGAGCUGUACUGCCGUGUCUGCAGCCUCAUCCUGAAAGGGGACCAGGUGGCCACCUUACAGGGACAUCAGUCAGUCAUCCAGACCCUGUCCCGGAAAGGGAUCUACGUGAUGGAGGGUGAUGACACCCCUGUGACAGACUCUGACCUUGGCCGUGCACCCAUCAAGAUGAGUGCCCACAUGGCGAUGGUAGACGCCCUGAUGAUGGCCUACACUGUGGAGAUGAUCAGCAUUGAGAAGGUGGUGGCCAGUGUCAAGCGCUUCUCUACGUUCAGUGCCUCGAAAGAGCUUCCCUACGACCUCGAGGAUGCCAUGGUGUUCUGGAUCAACAAGGUGAAUCUUAAAAUGAGAGAGAUAACAGAGAAAGAAGUUAAAUUAAAGCAGCAGUUACUGGAAAGUCCAGCUCAUCAAAAGUCUCCUUCCAAGUGGUAUUGGAAGUUAGUGCCUGUCCGCUACCGACGAGAGCACCUUUCUGCUAGGCAGUCACCAUACUUCCCGCUGUUGGAGGAUUUGAUGAGAGACGGCAGUGACGGCGCUGCUCUCUUAGCUGUGAUCCACUAUUACUGCCCCGAGCAGAUGAAGCUGGAUGAUAUAUGCUUGAAGGAGGUAACAUCAAUGGCCGACAGUCUGUAUAAUAUUCGGCUUCUGAGAGAAUUCUCCAACGAAUAUCUUAAUAAGUGUUUUUAUCUCACCUUGGAAGAUAUGCUGUAUGCUCCCUUAGUGUUAAAGCCGAAUGUUAUGGUUUUUAUUGCUGAGCUCUUUUGGUGGUUUGAAAAUGUCAAACCAGAUUUUGUUCAGCCAAGGGAUGUUCAGGAGCUGAAAGAUGCUAAAACAGUGUUACACCAAAAAAGCAGUCGGCCUCCUGUACCUAUCUCCAAUGCAACCAAACGCAGUUUCAUGGGCAGCCCUGCUGUAGUGAGCCCAGCCGACCUGCAGCCCCCCGCCCAGCUGCCGGCUGAAGGCUGUCACAGGUACUACCUACACCCCGAAGAAUCUGAAUAUCUUGGGAAAGGAACUUCUGCUUUUAGCCCGUCCCAUCCUCUGUUACCCCUGAGACAGAAACAGCAAAAAAUGGCACCGGGAGAGGACACGCCUGAUCAGCGACAUCGAUCUCAUUCUUUAACCCGUGUCGAUGGUCAGCCACGAGGUGCAGCCGUAGCGUGGCCAGAAAAGAAAACCAGGCCUGUGUCCCAGCCAACGCCCUUUGUGCUCCAUCAUGCUGUGAGUUGCGACAUGGAUCCCAGCUCCGGUGACACUGUCAGCUUGGCCCGCUCCAUCAGCAAGGACAGCUUGGCAUCCAACAUCGUGAACCUAACCCCACAGAACCAGCCACACCCUGCAGUCAUAAAGACCAAUGGGAAGAGCCUUCUGAACAAUGUCAGUAUUGAGGACGAGGAGGAAGAACUUGUGGCCAUAAUUAGAACAGAGAUGGCUCCCCACCGUGGGGACCCGGACGUCCCAAGGGCCUCGCCUCGGGCCUUAUGCCUGAUGGCAGGUGCCAGGUCUCCACAGAGGCAGGUGGACAUCUUAGAAAGCAAGCCUGACAGUUUUUUCUUGGAGCCCUUGAUGCCGGCAGUGCUUAAGCCAGCAAAAGAGAAGCAGAUUAUUACUAAGGAAGAUGAACUCGGAGAAGGGAGACCUAAGAGCAUCACAUCCAAGAGGUCCAGCGAGGGCCACCCACCCUUGGUACGAAAGAAAGUGACCAGCAGUCACAGUGGUCGCGACUUGAAUAGGACUUUCACCCCAAUUCCUUGCUCAGAAUUUCCUACAGGCGUCGACCCCUUGCAGGCAGGGCUGCAGGCAGCAGAAGCUGUAGGAGAAGCUCAUGGUGGGCCUCUGGCCAUUGGUGGAUUAGAUCCCCUAUCUCAGGGGCAGUCUGCUGAUGGCUUCUUCCUUCAUGUGGGCAGGGCCGACGAAGACUCAGAGGGAGGGUUAUAUGUUAGUUGCUCAAAAAGCCCCAACUGCCACGAUUCAGAGCCAUGGACUGUCUUGAGGCAGGAUUCUGACUCUGACAUUGUGGACGUAGAGGAGGCUGGGCAUGACUUUCUUGGCGAGGACCGUCCAGUGGUCAUCACUGCAUGCAUUGGUGAGGAAGAAUCAGCCAAACUGCAGGAGGACAUGAAGGUGAAGGAGCACGAGGACAAGGAUGAUGCCAGUGGCCGCUCCAGCCCGUGUCUGAGCACAGCCUCUCAGAUCAGCAGCGUCUCCAUGGCGAGCGGAAGUGUGAAGAUGACCAGCUUCGCGGAAAGGAAGCUCCAGAGACUCAACAGCUGCGAGACCAAGUCCAGCACCAGCAGCUCCCAGAAGACCACGCCAGAUGCGUCAGAGAGCGGCCCAGCGCCUCUGACGACAUGGAGACAAAAGAGAGAGCAGAGCCCGGGCAGGCCCGGCAGAGACCCCGCCAGCCUGCUGGCAUCUGAGCUGGUGCAGCUGCACAUGCAGCUGGAGGAGAAGCGCAGGGCCAUCGAGGCCCAGAAAAAGAAGAUGGAGGCACUGUCGGCACGGCAGCGCCUGACGCUGGGCAAGGCUGCGUUUCUGCAUGUGGUGAAGAAGGGCAAGGCUGGCACUGUCGCUCAGCCACUUAAACCAGAGCACUUCGCACGGGGGUGUUCUCAACACGACGGAGAGGGCUUUGAGGAUGGGGCUUCUAAAGCUGAGGAGCUGCUCAUGAGGGGAGAGCAGGAAGGUCUACUCAGUGAAUCUCAAGGUGUGGACAGAGAAGGCCUGGCUUUUGUUCAGCAGCAUAAACCAAAAGACCCUGCUGCUGUACAUGAUAUGGAGAAAAAUAAGGUGAUUUCUGCUGUUCUCCUGGAAGAUAACAUUGGUGAGGUUGUAGAUAUGAAUGAAUGUGACCUUUCCAUUGAGAAACUUAAUGAAACCAUUAGCACACUGCAGCAGGCUAUCUUAAAGAUCUCUCAGCAGCAAGAACAACUUCUUAUGAAAUCUCCUACAGUACCAACUCCAUGUUCUAAAAAUAGCUCACAGGACCAAAAAGUGAAGGCAUCAAUCCACUUUGUCGAGCCGCUCUCUCCAACUGGAGUGUCUGGUCACCGCAAACCCCCUCGUCUUGGUCAGGGUCGGAAUUCUCGCUCGGGAAGACCAGCUGAGCUGAAGGUCCCAAAAGACAGGCAGCAGGGCUCUUCUCGAAGUAAAACCCCAACACCCAGUAUAGAGACUCUCCCGCAUUUGAGGUCCUUCCCCCCGAGUAACCACGCUCGGACGCCCUCCAGCCCAGGCGUGGAGAAUGCUGCAGACCCUGGCAGUGACCCUCAUGAAAGGUGUCUCUUCGACAGUUACAGGCUCCAUGAUGAAAGCAACCAGCGGACGUUCGUUCUGUCUUCUUCCAAAGAUGCAAACAUCAUAUCAGAACAAAUGAGCUUCCAAGAAGCUCUGGAUACCAGUGGGAGAGAGGCAGGGCUGAGCUCCGCGGAUACCCCAGGAAAAGAGAAUGUCCAUGUGGAAGAACCACUCCGGAGCAAGGCCAGCCUCAUUGAAGUGGACCUUGCAGACCUGAAGGCCUCCGAAGAGGAUGGAGAGAUGGCGAGCCUCGAUGGCUCGACGGAUCUUACCAGUGAAGGGGACCAGAAGCCUGGGGUUGGCUUCUUCUUCAAGGAUGAACAGAAAGCAGAAGAUGAACUCGCCAAGAAGCGGGCGGCCUUCCUCCUGAAGCAGCAGCGCAAGGCUGAGGAGGCGCGCAUGCGGAAGCAGCAGCUGGAAGCCGAAGUUGAGCUCAAGCGGGACGAAACCCGGCGCAAAGCUGAAGAAGAUCGGGUACGGAAAGAGGAGGAGAAGGCGCGGCGAGAGCUCAUCAAGCAGGAGUACUUGAGAAGGAAGCAGCAGCAGAUGUUAGAAGAGCAAGGCCUCGGCAAGCCCAAAUCCAAGCCCAAGAAGCCACGGCCAAAGUCAGUCCACCGAGAAGAGUCGUGUGGCGACUCAGCAACCAAGUGCUCCUCCACCCCUGAUAACUUGAGCCAGACUCAGUCUGGCUCCAGCCUGUCCUUGGCCUCGGCAGCAACGACAGAGCCCGAGAGCGUUCACUCGGGAGGCACACCUUCUCAGCGAGUUGAAUCGAUGGAAGCCUUGCCCAUACUGAGCCGCAACCCAAGCAGGAGCACAGACCGGGACUGGGAAACUGCAUCGGCAGCUUCUUCCCUGGCCUCGGUGGCCGAGUACACAGGUCCCAAACUCUUCAAGGAGCCAAGCAGCAAGUCGAACAAACCAAUUAUUCAUAAUGCUAUCUCCCAUUGCUGCCUGGCUGGGAAAGUGAAUGAACCUCACAAGAAUUCAAUAUUGGAGGAGCUGGAGAAGUGUGACGCCAAUCACUACAUCAUACUGUUUCGUGACGCUGGCUGCCAGUUCAGGGCGCUUUACUGCUACUAUCCUGACACCGAAGAAAUCUACAAACUCACUGGCACGGGGCCAAAGAGCAUCACCAAGAAAAUGAUUGAUAAACUGUACAAAUAUAGCUCAGACCGAAAACAGUUUAACUUGAUCCCAGCCAAAACCAUGUCUGUCAGUGUGGAUGCACUCACGAUUCACAACCACCUGUGGCAGCCCAAGCGGCCCUCAGUGCCAAAGAAGACCCAGACUCGUAAAUGAUGCCUCCGCGGCCGAGUCUGAAAGGUGUGCCACAGGAUCCUUAUUUAUUACUUCCAUCCAUUUGGGUACGAAGUGUGUAAAUCACAGACCUUUUUCAAAGAGACUUCUAGACAACAAAAGGAAACCCCUCCCUUAUCUCCCAAUACACACAGGAUGCCAGGCGGAGCGAGAGCGGAAGAUGUGUUUUCAGAGGCUCGAGGCUGCUGUGGUCACUGCUUGCCACCGAGGCUCUUGGACGAGGGAUGUCGUGGAGCGAGAUCCCUGGGCUGCAGAUCUCCUUGCUCGAAGGUCUCCUUCAGCAUAAAUCCAGCGCCAUCGAUUUGGCCCUUUUGCCUCUCACUUGCCCCCUUUGCACGUUACCUGGCACCUGUGUGCUGGCCACUAUAAGUUCCUGUGAUUACAGGCUGAGACGCGAUCUCAGUCGGGACACUCGAAUGUCUUGAGUAAAGGGACUUAUAAUGGGAAAUCUUUUUCAUUUGAGAAAUUGUAUGAUAUUUAUUGAUUGUGUCUACUGCCAACAUUUAUAUCCAAUUCUAAGGUUUUUGAAAAAAAUUCUUGUUCCUUGCUGCUCAGAAAAAGUUUACUGAAAAUAUCAGUUCACUAAAAGCACUGAAAUCUGCAAAGUCUGUCUUCUGCUAAAAUAACGUUUACACAUAUGGGGAUUACUUCUGACACGCAAUCAUGCGGAUGGCGAAUGGUUCUGUCAGCUGGCAUUGCCUCAUUUAAAGUAGGCAAGCUGAGCCACUACAGCCAUCGUUAAUCAAGGUUUGGAUAGUGCUUUAAUGAUUUGUUCACUUUAAUAAAGACAGAUUUUGGUAAAGUAGAAUAUUUUUCACUCUGAGCAUGUUUCUCCUAAAGAUGAUGCACUUAAGCUGACAGUUCCUUUAGUGGUUUUAUUAUAUCAUGACUUGUCCUGUCUUGAUCCUUGCUUCUGGAAGAGCAGCAUGCUCUAAGAGGAGAGUGGUUCUCAAUUUGGAUUGAUAAUUUUGUUUUGUUGCCUAUUUAAAAACAAUUAAGUGGUUAUUUACAAUUAUCUAGAAUUCCAAGUGGAAUGGCUUUGGUUUUUUCCUUGUCGGUCCCAAUGGUGGUUGACCUUCUACAGAGCAGACAUUCCCGGGGAGCAGGUGUGUUCUGGCCCAGUUGUAGCACAGGACACGGCUGCUGAGACCCCUGUGGGGCUGGCCAGCUGCUGGAAGAUCCUCACGCCACUUAUGUUAGUUUUGCACAUGUUUUCUUGGGAGUGUUACUUGAAUCUAUCUUGAACUGCAGAGAAAGUCAAGAUCAAUAGAGAGAAAAAGUUAGACGAGUGUAACUGUUACAUAGUUUUAGAUAGAAAGGGUCAACGUGUGUACGGGCAGAAGGAGGGGACAGUACAGAAGCACUAGAAGAGUUGUAGGUCUGAUCUCGGUUUCCUCAGUCCUUUGAAGACAGGUGUAGUCUGUUGGGAUUUUGUAUAUAUUGUGCUAGAGGCAGCUGCUCUGUACUGUGAGUAAGUGAUCCAGGCCGUGGGGCUUCUCAAGUGCUGAGUGUAGCCGUCCCAAGUGAACGUGGUUUCCACGCUUGCACACGUGUGCUUUCCUUCUGUGUGUUAGAUACUAUGUUACCAUAUUCAUUUUAAGAAAGCACUAAAAUGUAAUAAAGUAACAAACUGCUUUAUAUUAAUCACGUGUGUGAGGUUGUCAUGGCUUAUCUUACUCAUUGUCACUUGACCGCUUGCUUUGAAGGAGUUAGAUUCAUGUUUUUAUUUAACAUAGUCCUAUGGAAGUAAGUGGAAUUUAAUUAUUUUUAAUGGUUAGAGGUAUUUUUGGCACAGAGCUGGAAAAUUGCAUUUCUGCUGAACUUCUGAGUAAAUUCUGGAUUUUCUGGAUGUAUUUAGUCAAUAUUUGGAACAUCCUGAAAAUUGUUUUUUCAUGUGCAAGAUUUUUCAUGUCUGGUCUGUGGUUAGCACUGACGUACAGCUGACGUUGCUGGUGUCCUGCAUCCCUAGGCCACGUUUGCUUGCUGACGGACAGAAGCACUCCCUGCUGCUUGACAUUGGCCUAGCAACCUCUUAUUUAUUAUGAAAAGUUGCAGACACAGAAUUUGUUUCUGUGUCGGCGACUUUAGUCCUUUCUGGCUUGGACAGUGGUAGAAUCAUUAUUACUUUUUAGUUUGUAAUGUUCAGUUGUUGCUCUGCUAUAAAUGGUGUGUAUUUUCCACAGCAGCUGCAAUAGGAUGUGUUGUGUUGCAGGUUUCUUGUGGAGGAGAGGCUGUACAUCUUUCAUGGUCUCUCAGGCUGACAGUGUUAUUUAAGACAAGCUGCCCGUUUGGGAUAUAACUUUGUAAAGCAAAUGUCAACCAAAUGAUUCAAUAUAUGACGCAAUUAUGUGUAAAUCCUUGGUGAUGGCAGAAUUCUGAGAGCCCAGAAGAGCGGAUAUUUAAGAUAAGUGAAACUCAAGUGAGUCCCAUUAUUCUACAAAUAUACAUGCAGAUAUCCCCACACAUGUGUGUGCAGUCUCUUAUCCCCACACGAGUGUGCAGGCGUGUGUGUGCGUGCACGUCGAAGGUGGACUGUUGUCAAUGUGUCCUUUUGACUUGACUUUCUAAGCAUGCUACUGCAGCACAGUCUCUAAUCAGAUUUUUCAGCCCCAAACUAUAUUCUUCACUCAGGCAAAACUGAAAAGUGGAAUAAUUCUAAAGAUUCUUCUAGAUUGUACAUUUAUUCCCUGAAACUGUAGUUGUUAUUUGGAGGAAACAGUAUUUAUUGAAAUAAAAUUUUGUUAAGAAUUAAUCAA
Messenger RNA from Cynocephalus volans (Philippine flying lemur), 7665 nucleotides. It is a transcript of the gene CAMSAP1, whose product is annotated as calmodulin regulated spectrin associated protein 1. The transcript is spliced from 18 exons. The record is from RefSeq and is a predicted model, not a curated record. Lineage: Eukaryota; Metazoa; Chordata; Mammalia; Dermoptera; Cynocephalidae. Gene Ontology annotation, cellular component: microtubule minus-end. Gene Ontology annotation, molecular function: microtubule minus-end binding; spectrin binding; calmodulin binding. Gene Ontology annotation, biological process: neuron projection development; cytoplasmic microtubule organization; negative regulation of microtubule depolymerization. The coding region runs from base 86 to 4891 and encodes 1601 amino acids.